Messenger RNA from Phlebotomus papatasi, 1813 nucleotides. RefSeq lists its product as uncharacterized. The record is from RefSeq and is a predicted model, not a curated record. NCBI's taxonomy places the organism in Eukaryota, Metazoa, Arthropoda, Insecta, Diptera, Psychodidae. The coding region runs from base 471 to 1190 and encodes 239 amino acids. The transcript is spliced from 4 exons.
AGUGUAUUGGAAGGUGUUGAACUACAGCCACAUACAUAUUUGAAUAUCGAGCUUCACAGAGCUCCACUUGCUACAACAGCACACAAUCAGACUCAAUUCAUGGAAUUUAGCAGUGGGCAGCCGACUCUUCAAAGCUUUGGCUGCUUUCGCGUUUUUCCCCGUGCAUUUCACAUUCUCGGCCGCAACGUGCAUUCCUGCUUAUUCUUCCUUGGAAAUAGUUAUCUUAUCGCCAAUAUUUGCACAAAUAUCAACUACGAAUUAUCAAUCGCUGUUAACUGAAAGUGUUGAGUGACAAUCUGCAGAAAGAAUCAUUCAGCAUAAGCCAGCAUAUUCAUCUUGUAUUGGUGACACAGUGUAUUUGUACGUCCAAAUAAGAAGUCAAGGACCUUUACCUAUUCUUCAUCUUUCUGUGGAUCUCCCUGAGUUUUUUCUCACAAGUGACAUCGAAACCCAUUAGAAUACGACGCGCGAUGAUCAGCAACACGAAAAAUCCCAUGUGCAUGCACAGAAUACAAAAAGAUGAUAAGGAUGACUCCAGCAGUCUUGUGAACUUCGAUCAGGUCCAGAGUCUCCUGAAAUCAUUCAGUUUGCAAGUUGACCUUGCCUUUGCUGAAAUUAACCACGGGAUUCUAGACUAUAUAACUCAUGUGUUCCCUAACACGGAUUCCAUCGAAGAUUUUCACAAGAUUUGGUCUUGGAAAAAAUUGGACUGGCUGCAAGGUGCAAAUGAGAUGCCCAAGGAAUUGUUGGAACCUGUACCUCAAGAUUACCAGGAUAAAAUAUGCUCAAUGGAUUGGACGAAGGCGGAUACGCUCUUGACCAAACUUCUGAUUAUGGAGGACAAGUAUCAUCGACUCGAUAUGGGGCUUGAUAAGAUUAUUGAGCAUUACAAGAAUAAUCCUACAGUUCGGAAUCAAUCAAACGUUAUUACAUUCAUUACGCGGCUGAAGGAUAAAACGUCAAAAAUCAAAUGGUCUCUGUCUUCACUCCUCGAGUCCCUCAACUAUGACAAAGCAACUCUUGAAGCUAGUAACUCCAAUCCAAUGCCUAAAGAUUAUGUGAACAAGGAAACACCAGAUUUGGAACAUUGGGUGAUUCUUCGGGAAAUUAUGAACUAUCUAGAACUUUGCCAGGUGGAAUUGAAGAUCAUUCUUGAAAGCAUACAGAGAUCAGAAAAAAUAUCUCCCUGAAACAUGGCCCAGAAGGGCCCCAUUCUCAAAAAUCGAAAUUCUUGUGACCACUUGAAUGUAAAUCAAAAAAGAUUGUUUUUAUCAUUUUAAAAACAACUUUCGUGUUUGCUCAUACCGAGACACAAAUUAUACAUUUUGCCCAAUAAUAAUCUAUAAUUAAUUUAUUCUAAAAAUUUCCUUUUAAAUUGCGCCUGUUGUGCUCUCUGUUAGACCAACUAUUGUGAAAGUUCAUGUUACAAAUUUUCCACCAAUUGAUCCUGGUAAAUGUCCAUAUAAGGGCAAUAAAAACCGUAAGAUAGAGGUUAAACUGUGAUAGUAAAUAUUUAUUUUAAGAAAUAUAUCUUGAUUUUAUAUAUAAGUUCUUCGUAUAAUUUUUAUAUUUCAUUGAAUAAUUUGUAUUUCAAAAAACAAAAAGAAUUUUAAACACUUUCAACAAUCAGUACUCAAGACAUAUUUAAUUUGUUUCAGCUAAAUUGCACAAAAAAAUAUCUUAAAUAAUACUAUUGUUUGUAGUCAAAUUGUAAAUUUAACAAAAUAAAACGAAUCAGUAUGUAAUGUAAUAUUUUUGUGGCGUAUUGAAGAGAAAUAUUGUUGUUGUGAAAUAUAACGAAAACCAAAGUAAA